Ochotona curzoniae (black-lipped pika) is the source of this 3181-nucleotide messenger RNA. RefSeq names its product solute carrier family 18 member A2 (gene SLC18A2). The record is from RefSeq and is a predicted model, not a curated record. Gene Ontology annotation, cellular component: synaptic vesicle membrane; terminal bouton. Gene Ontology annotation, molecular function: serotonin:sodium:chloride symporter activity; xenobiotic transmembrane transporter activity. The coding region runs from base 1 to 1557 and encodes 518 amino acids. Gene Ontology annotation, biological process: xenobiotic transport; transmembrane transport; aminergic neurotransmitter loading into synaptic vesicle. The transcript is spliced from 15 exons. NCBI's taxonomy places the organism in Eukaryota, Metazoa, Chordata, Mammalia, Lagomorpha, Ochotonidae.
AUGGCCUUGAGCGAGCUGGCGCUGCUGCGCUGGCUGCGGGAGAGCCGCCACUCGCGGAAACUCAUCCUUUUCAUCGUGUUCCUGGCGCUGCUGCUGGACAACAUGCUGCUCACCGUCGUGGUCCCCAUCAUCCCCAGCUACCUGUACAGCCUGGAGCACCAGAAGAACAUGACAGAAAUGCCGACAGCCAAGCCCGCACUGCCGGCCUCCGGCCCGGGCCGCUUCCAGAACAUCUUCUCCUAUUAUGAUAACUCCACCAUGGUCACUGGGAAUGCUACCGGGAACCUGCAGCAGGGGCCUCUACUCCGGGCCUCUGCCACCACCCCGCACCCGGUGACCAACGUGACUGCCACCCCCUCCGACUGUCCCAGGGAAGACAAAGACCUCCUGAAUGAGAACGUGCAGGUUGGCUUGCUGUUUGCCUCCAAAGCCAGCGUGCAGUUGAUCACCAACCCGUUCAUAGGGCUGCUCACCAACAGGAUCGGCUAUCCCAUUCCCAUGUUUGCCGGAUUUUGCAUCAUGUUUAUCUCAACCAUCAUGUUUGCCUUCUCUACCAGCUAUGCCUUCCUACUCAUCGCCAGGUCACUGCAGGGCAUCGGGUCUUCCUGCUCGUCUGUGGCUGGGAUGGGCAUGCUGGCCAGCGUGUACACAGAUGACGAAGAGCGAGGCAAUGCCAUGGGGAUUGCCUUGGGAGGCCUGGCCAUGGGGGUUUUAGUGGGCCCCCCCUUUGGGAGCGUGCUGUACGAGUUUGUGGGGAAGACAGCUCCGUUCCUGGUGCUGGCCGCCUUGGUGCUGUUGGAUGGAGCUAUUCAGCUCUUUGUGCUACAGCCAUCCCGUGUGCAACCAGAGAGCCAGAAGGGGACACCUCUGACCACCCUGCUGAAGGACCCGUACAUCCUCAUUGCUGCAGGCUCGAUCUGCUUUGCAAACAUGGGGAUCGCCAUGCUGGAGCCAGCCUUGCCAAUCUGGAUGAUGGAGACCAUGUGUUCCCAGAAGUGGCAGCUGGGCAUUGCUUUCUUGCCCGCCAGUAUCUCUUAUCUCAUUGGAACCAAUAUUUUUGGGAUACUUGCACACAAAAUGGGAAGGUGGCUUUGUGCUCUUGUAGGAAUGAUCAUUGUUGGAGUCAGCAUUUUAUGUAUUCCUUUUGCAAAAAACAUUUAUGGACUCAUUGCUCCCAACUUUGGAGUCGGUUUUGCCAUUGGGAUGGUGGAUUCGUCAAUGAUGCCCAUCAUGGGCUACCUCGUGGACCUGCGGCAUGUGUCAGUUUACGGGAGUGUAUAUGCUAUUGCCGAUGUGGCUUUUUGUAUGGGAUAUGCAAUAGGUCCCUCUGCCGGUGGUGCUAUUGCCAAGGCAAUUGGCUUUCCAUGGCUCAUGACAAUCAUUGGGAUCAUUGAUAUUCUUUUUGCUCCUCUCUGCUUCUUUCUUCGGAGUCCACCUGCCAAGGAGGAAAAAAUGGCUAUUCUCAUGGAUCAUAACUGCCCCAUUAAAACAAAAAUGUACACUCAGAAUAACAUACAGUCAUAUCCACUAGGUGAAGAAGAAUCUGAAAGCGACUGAAGCCCUCAUCAUCAUCAGAGUAUUUAAUUGUAGGAAAGCUUCUCCAGUGACACGACUCAUCCAGAACUGUCUUAGUCUUACCAUGCCUCCCUGGUGAAAAACAACCAAAGGUCAUUAUUUCUUUUCCAUGGUUAUGAUUGAUUGCCAAUAGCCUUAUAAAGAAAAAGCUUUUCUAGGGAUUUGUAUAAAUAGUGUUGAAACUUUAUUUUGAGUAUUUGGUUUUAUUAAAUAUUAUACAAUAUAUUUUCACGAAAUAUGUAAAUCUAUAAAUGUUUGAAUCCAAAUCAAGUAUUUUUUAACUUACAUUCACAAACACUUGGGCAAAAGAAAAACAUAUUUUUUUUUUCUGAAUAUUGGUAAUGAAUGUUUAAAGCACAUACUGAGACUCUUCCGACGAGACACUAGAAGUCUGCCAAAUAGAAUCCAGACAGCGUACGUUAUGUGGUGACACUGAACAAGUGGUACGAACUUGACUUAUUACUAUACCCACGGUUAGAAGCUAGUUAUCUUAAGUGCAAAGGACAAGGAUUUGAGUCAGUUACCUUUUAGGCUCACCCACAGAUCUCACCUGGCACAGGUUUUCUUUGAUACCCUACCCGGAUUGAGAUGGCUGUCAACUGUGUUUACCUGUCAUGUGGUUGGCGGCAAACUGUAAAGGUACAAGGGAAAAAACCAGUAAUGUUCUGGAAACAGAAGCACCCAACUAUUCAGUCAGGAACAAGAAGCCUUCCUUUUACAGUGUACUCUUAUGAGAGAAAACUAAGUGUAUCUUACAUUGUCAAGGUUGCUUGAGCAUAGUACAAUUUAUCAACACCAAGUUCAAGUUUUAGAAAAGGAAACUUAAAAAGCUGCUGUGACCUGAGCAAUCAAACUACAUCUUUGACUUCUUUCUAGAUCAUCUAAAGUGUUUCUUUGGGAUUAAUUUGGGGUUGUCUGAGACUAUUACUUUCCAGACUCCUAAAAGUGUUUUACAUCUCCAAUGUUAAAGUAAUUCUUAAAAAUUAAGGUAAAAGAAUGAAAUUGUUCUGAAUAAGGGUAAAAGUAGGGUGAUAACACAUCCCCUUCCCCAGGCAGAAAAAGCAAACAUCUGAAUAUGUGUGUCCCCGUGUCAUCUUGUGUGCUGUGUACUCGUUUUCUAAGCAUGAUUACACUGAUGUGCCUUUUCCGUGUAUCAGUAAAUAGGAAUCAUCAGUUUGCAUUGUUUUCUAUGAUUGGAGAGUGAACAUAACGUGCCACACAACUCUAGUGAUGCUUAAUUCUUCACUUUUGUAACCACAAACAAAAACUGACCUAAUGUCAAUUAAGCUAAGUUGUGCUUGUGUUAACCUGGACAUCAAGGAACAAAAACCUUAAGAACAAAGACUCCUCAACAAACUGCUUCUUACUGUCUAGGAUGAAGUGGCUAAGACUGCCCUUGCUUUAUGAGCCUUUCCUGGGGAGCUUGUGAUGGUCUGAAGCCUGCUUCCCAAGUGCAGGUGGUUUCAUGCACACACACUUGUUACUACUUAUCUGUACUGGGCAGUUUCCACAGAUGUGUCCUUUCGGGAGAGGCUGACAUGGAGUUAUAUGGGUAAAAUAAAAGGCAGGAACACUGCUGCUUCUAAGGGAGGACAGACUUCAAAUG